UUGGUUAUGUCAAAAUUCAUCCUUCGUCCCUAUCCAUUUUAGGAAUAACUAAAAAGGCAUGCGCAGUACUUGGAAGAUAUAUUUAUAUAUUCAUAUCUUAUGCAAGAAAUUUUUUAGAAGAAUAUCAGAAGAGAAUUUCUUUUGCAUUAUGCAUUUGAAUUCAAAUUUGCAGUGGAUCAUACCACUUAUCUGCAUCUUUCUUUUUCCAGAUUUGUCGUGUACUUUGCGUGGCUUGUAGUCUUUAUAUUCUUCACAGUAGUACUAAACUUGAUACACGUUUUGAUGCUUGCCAAGAAACCUGAACAGGAACAGUCUCUGCUCUAUCUUGUUAGGAAACUUUGUGAUUGGUGAGUUUGCUCAUCUAUCCUCACAAUAUCUCGGCAACCAACAGAUUUGAACAUGGCAUCUCGUUUGCAGCCGGCCGCUGUGGAGGCAGGAUGCCAAAAUCAGAAUAUUAGUCUUGAAAGAUCACCCGAUAGCAUAAUGAGCCGGUUUGAAUCUCCGGCUUCGGCCUUUUAUGCGACAGAAAGAUACAUGAGAUUUCCGCAGUAUGAUUGUCAAGUUGGUAAUUAUUUCUGCUCUCAAUACUCCAACUCCUACGAUUCACAUGUUUCUUCACAUCAAUCCUCUGGGGCAGACUAUAUUAACUCAGGAGAGCAAGCUGACCACAACUUUGGAUUGAAGAGCACUUUGGAAUCGGUUGUAAAACCCCAAUUCUCUUGCCAUAAAUCCUUUGACAAGUCCGAUAAAGGUCUAAGCAGUUCUUCAGGAAACAAGCUUCCUUCAGAACACCACAACAAGUUUCUGGAUAAUCCUGGUGUCUCCCUAGAGAACCACUUUUUAGUUCCUUUCCAAGGAAAUCAAAAUCGUCAAGUUGAUUAUAAUCCAUAUAAUUCUCCAUUUUCAGAGCUGGGCCGCUUCAAUUCUAGAGAAGAAAAGCGAUCUCCAAGAUUUUCUUUGGGAGGUUUUCCUAUAUCUUCUGGCAAAGAUCUGUCUACUACACUGUCAAGUAAAACAAGGAUAAGAUGGACCCAAGAUCUGCAUAAAAAGUUUGUUGAGUGUGUAAAUCGCCUUGGAGGUGCUGAGAAGGCAACACCUAAAGCAAUACUAAAGUUGAUGGAUUCAGAUGGAUUGACUAUCUUUCAUGUGAAAAGUCAUUUGCAGAAAUAUAGAAGUGCAAGAUACAUGCCAGACUCUUCAGAAGGAAAGGCUGAGAAAAGAACUAGCAUAGAUGAUGUAUCACAGCUCGAUGUCAAAACCAGUGGGUUUCAAAUCAGGGAGGCACUGGAGGUGCAAUUAGAUGUCCAGAGGCGUCUGCACGAGCAGCUGGAGAUUCAAAAAAUUCUACAAUUACGCAUUGAAGAACAAGGCAAGCAGCUUAAGAUGAUGUUUGAUCAGCAACAGAAAAAAACUAAUAGUCUCUUGAAUAAUCAGAACUUGAACAUUACUUCUCCGGACGAGUCAACAUUUAGCCUCGAAGAUAUUGAUGUUUCUAUUGUAGAAGGCUCUAAUAAUAAUACCCAUUUCCCAUCCAAGAUAAGUUAGAUCUUCAAAGCACAUAGGACUCAUUUUCAUGUGCAAGCACUCAUGGCUUCAAGCGAAAGUGAUUUCUAAUCCCCAGCUACAACAGAAUCGCAAAUGAUCUCUGCUCCUUUGUAAAGAAAGUGAAAGCGUUUGAUUGUGCCUACACAGGAAGGGUAAAAACAUAGGAAUACGAUGUGUGUUCACAGCAUAGUACUCUUUAGAGCUUGGAAGUUGGGAUUCUUUGCAAAACAGAAAGUAAUGUGGUUCUUGUACUGUAAAUUCUUCCGAAUUCAGCAUCGGCUUUAGAAAAAUAGUCUUGCGUUAUUAUGUACUUCAAGUUCAUCCUAAUAAAAAUGUACCAGAGUUUUGAUGUCU
Messenger RNA from Populus trichocarpa (black cottonwood), 1899 nucleotides. RefSeq names its product myb family transcription factor PHL5. The record is from RefSeq and is a predicted model, not a curated record. Bases 400 to 1545 code for a protein of 381 amino acids. Gene Ontology annotation, molecular function: DNA-binding transcription factor activity; DNA binding. Lineage: Eukaryota; Viridiplantae; Streptophyta; Magnoliopsida; Malpighiales; Salicaceae. The transcript has 7 exons.